AUGGCUGAACCUAGAAAAAAAAAACAAAAAAAUUCAACAACAACUUAUAUCAAUCGUAUUAAAGUUAAUCUAGUUAACCCAACUCAUACCUCGAUGAUUCCUAAAUCAGAUGAUUUAGAAAGUUGGAAAAAGCACAAUCAAAACUUACAAGAAAGAAUAGAGCAAAUAAAGAUUGAUACAAAUUGGUCCGAAUUUUAUAGUAGAUUUUACCAAUCAUAUUAUCCGUGUAACUCUAUUAAAAACCAAAAUUUUAUAUCAGAACAUGAGAAAACCAAAGAAAUAAAUAGAAAGCUUAGAGAAACAAUUCCAUCUUCUGAAAAUCUUAAUUCAGAAACUUCUUGUUGGAGAAAAUCAUAUGACAACAUCAAUUUAAUAAUAGAAGCUGCAAAGAAAAAUUGCAUUUCUAUUGAAGAAAUUAUUGAUAAGUUAAGUCAUUCGAAAAUUACGAUUAAUUAUUUUCAGGAAGUUAAUAAAGAAGAUCUUGAUAUGUUAAUCAAUUGUUUGGUAGGAAAAG
Molecule: messenger RNA, 514 nt
Organism: Dentiscutata erythropus
Lineage: Eukaryota; Fungi; Glomeromycota; Glomeromycetes; Diversisporales; Gigasporaceae
Source: the annotation of a GenBank genome assembly